This is a messenger RNA of Strongylocentrotus purpuratus (purple sea urchin), 1492 nucleotides long. RefSeq lists its product as uncharacterized. Gene Ontology annotation, cellular component: membrane. The record is from RefSeq and is a predicted model, not a curated record. NCBI's taxonomy places the organism in Eukaryota, Metazoa, Echinodermata, Echinoidea, Camarodonta, Strongylocentrotidae. The coding region runs from base 143 to 1492 and encodes 449 amino acids. The transcript is spliced from 7 exons.
ACACAAUCUGAAAAGACGUCGCACACCCAUAGUUUCCUGUACGUUAGUUGUAUACUCGCCCUUGCUCAGAGCGUGGAUAGGACUACUCAAUGUUAAAACUAUUACCAUGAUUGUGUGAAUGGAUUUUAAUUGAUUAUCCGCAAUGGAUUCUCGGAUUUUAUUCUGGACUCAAGUCAUCUUAUUAGUUUCAACAGGAUCGGGGAUAUUAGGACAAUCUCCAGGUGAUGUACGACUGGUUGAUGGUAGUUCCACUCUGGAAGGAAGGGUAGAGGUGUAUUAUGAUAACCUUUGGGGUACGAUAUGCAACCGAGGAUGGGAUAGUACAGACAGUGGUGUAGUCUGCAGACAGCUAGGUUUUCAAGUUUCUUUGAGUAGUCCAAGUUUCGGGCCUGGCAUUCCAACACAACGUAUCUGGUUAGCUGACGUACAGUGUGAAUCAUCCGACCGACGUCUGAACGAGUGUGUUACAGACGGCCAGUGGGGACAGACCUCUACAUGCCCUCAUAACAACGAUGUAGGUGUUAGGUGCUCAGGCUUAAACGUUGGGAUCGCGCCAAAUUACCAAGGGUGCUACCGUUUUGAAGACAUUCCUGUAUCAAACACAGCAAUUCGUUUCACGUCAAAUACUAUUGAGACUUGUUUAGAAAGCUGUUCAAUAAAUUUUAUGUUUGCUGGUUUAUAUGGAGAGACAUGUACUUGUGAUGACCAGGUAAAUCCUUCAGCCCAGCCUGUUGAUAACAAUAUGUGUAGAAUGCCAUGCCCAGGUAACUCUGCCCAGCUGUGUGGUGAUGAUGAAGUCAACAUGGAAUUCGUAUCUGUUUAUUCUGUGUCUGUUGGCGAUGGCUACGUCUCAUCACCAUGGUUUCCUGGUAAUUACGUCCUUUCAAGUACUGAUACAUCCCAACCAGACAACCUCACCUCCAGUACCGAUGUCACUGCGUCAUCAGGGAUGCUCUUGAUUCGAAUCCUGGCUUUCGACCUGGCUCCUGGAGACACACUGAGUGUGGAGGUAGGAGGUAUGACCAUCAGCCCUACAGAACCUGGAGAAACCAUGCUGUCUGGGCUACCAGAUACGGCACUGGUUUUGACUGCAAUGUUGACGAGGGCUGCGAACUCGGCUGGAGCAUCGGGGUACCUUAUCACCUUUACCACUUCCACACCAUAUGCUGUUAGACAGUGUAUGCCAUGGCUUAUUCCUGUGUUAGCUUCUGUUAUUGUUUUGCAAUUCAUCGUCAUAUCUGUUCUGCUAACGCUGUUUUGCUACCAGCGAAGACGCAAAGUACGAACCAGGACGGGCGAGAACGAACCAGAUCCUUACAUGGACCUACAACCCAGACCCGAGGGAGACAGGACAUACCAGGAGAUGGCUAUCACCUCAACGGCUUCGUCCAAAACACCAGGAGAAAGACGUCUACCAUCACCAAACCUGAUUUAUGAGAACCAGAAUGUUUCGGAGAUUGCACACAAAAAAGAAGAGGGUGCUCAUUUUUAG